This is a messenger RNA of Linum trigynum, 3818 nucleotides long. NCBI's taxonomy places the organism in Eukaryota, Viridiplantae, Streptophyta, Magnoliopsida, Malpighiales, Linaceae. The record is from the annotation of a GenBank genome assembly.
ACAUUCAUAAAUAGUUAGUUGACAUGCAGAACAAAACAACAAAUACAUCUGCAAUCUUGCCAUUCUUCAGGAGAAAACAAAUCUUGAACAUCCAAUGACCUAUACGGCUAUAUCUAAAAGCGACGAACCAACAACACCAAGAAGUAUAGGUAAAUCAUUAAGGCGAACCUAAAUCAGGUUUAUUGUAAAAGAACUGAUCAAUCUUAAACCUGGGAAAAAGAAGAAAUUGUGCCAGAACAACUACGCAGAAAUUUGGUUUCUAGAAGCCUCUUCCAUUAAAUAGGACAUUCUUAGUUCUGUAGUCUAUUGAAUAGGCCAAUGAAGAUUUGCGUCAAACACAUAAAGGCUUAAGUUCCAAAAUUUUCACUAGGUGGGAGAGUUCAUUAUCUGCUCAUAAUCAUGAGCAGAAAAUUAAGAAGAGGGAGGAGGGAAUAGCAUAAGCAAAGCAUGACUCAAGUGGUGGAUCACAUCAAUUGCAAAGUUCAGUCAUUCUAUUCUAUACCUGCUGGCAAUUUUAAUUGCACCUGCAACUGCUAUUAAUCUAUGGUUUCUGAAAUUAAAGGAAACAAACGCCUCUACGAAGGAGAAAGUGGCUUCCACUGUUUACCCCACAAAUUGUCCCUCUUCUUCCUUUCCAUCUGUUUUCCCGUUGAACGUUCAUUAACUGUCCACCCAUCAUUCUUUAAUAUUUCAUUCGUCUCUCUUUUCGUAUAUAGACUUUAUAUUCUUGUUUACGGUUGCCUCAAUUGAAGAUAAAAACCAAUGGCACCUACUUAAAUGAUGACUAUCAUUUUUUGAAGAAUAAGCCAUUAAGUUCCGUGCUUUCUAUGCCUUUCCAUUACCAUUUUCCCAUGUUGCCACAAAUACCAGCGGACCUCUGUUAACUAGACAACAUAAAUAGAAUAAAAGAAUCUCACUUUUGUAGUUUCACAGAGAAGGAGACGUCUCUUAUUGGUGGUACAUGGCCACCACAACAAGAUAAGGACACCUUUUGCAAGAGGAGGAGACGUAAGAGAUCACAGGUUGGGAGUUACUUCUUGGGUAGUUAAUCUUCUACCAAUCUCAUGCUCAAAGUUUUCUGGCUCCAACUUUUCGAUAUUGAACAUCUUAUUUACAGCACCAAAACACGACAUACGGCUGGACUUCUAGUGGCCUAUCGUUCUAGUUAUCUCUAUUUUACAUUGUCGCCAUACAGAUAUAGCCUAGUUCUCUAUCCUUAGGUACCACCUAAAUCUGCUCUCCCUUAGAUAUCAAGAAGAGUUUACAAACAAAAAGAAAAUUCACAGCAAGUCAACGCUCCCACUGUACCAAUAACUUAUCCCUGCCUUCCUGCUACCAAGGGGGGCAUAAAGCAUGUGAGAUGAGAUUUGAGAGGCAAAGCUAUGGUCUAAAACAACCUAAUUUCAUGGUUGAACAUCAGGGCAGUGGCUUCGUCAAUACUUAUUGGCAUUCACAAUGAUGGUUGCAAUACCAGACCAAACAUAAAAAGUGCUAGUGCACGAGCUUUUAUUGGAAUUAGGCAAAAAAGGGAAAAUGCUUUUUCAUAACACGCCAAACAAGCAGUCAAAGCUUAACCAUUCGAUGAUUUGAGGAAGCAUAUUAGAUGGCCUAGUCUUUCCUACAACCGCAAAUUUAUGGGUGUAAAAGUCGAUCAGCCCCAGAAAAGACCAGUGAGAUCAAAUCGACGAUGAGUAGUUUUGCUUUAUCCUUCUUGGUACAAAACUCCACAGACCACAUGGGGUUUUUUAAUGGAGUUUUUGGGGAGAAAAGAAGAGCAUCUUUCAUACUGUAGACAGGGUCAACUAACCAUCUCAUCGGUUCUAUGUUCACCCAUGAAACUAGUCAUUGCACACCCAAGACAAAAACUGAAAGGAUAAGAAAGACAUGGAUGCAUCAAAUGAUUUCAAAUGAAGGGUAUUUGCGAAUGUAAACUGACCUCAAGUUUCGAGUACAGCUGCCUUCUCCAUCUUUGUCCAAGUGUCAUGAGACCCACACUUGAUUCCAUUGCCCCAGCAUAUUCCUGAAACUAUAAAAAAAAAAAAAGGUAACCAAGUUAAUCGCAAAGACAAAUUUGCAUUGAAGGAAGUAUUCUAUGCGUUUAGAAAAGGUUUUGCUCAUUUUAUUAUUCAUUGCCGAAGGCACUGUCGUCCAAACCAGCAACAGAAUCUAGUAGGGAGUCCCUAAAAUUCUGAUGUUGCAAAAGAACAAGGUACAAGUUGGAAUGUAAUUUUAUUGGCUGCGUGUAAGGAAAGCAAUCGCAGUUUAGAAAGCACUAACCUUCAGCUUUGAUGAAAGUUGGAAACUUUUAUGACAGUUGGCUGUUGUCGACAAAUCAGAAAAGUGACAAAAUUGACCAUCCAGCCACCAAUCCACCACACAAUCCUAAGCAGCAGCAGAAGCAACAAAAACGCCGGACUAUCUCACGAUUCAUCCCAAUCGGCCAAUCCUCUCCAAGAAUGCAGGAGCAAGAAAUUCCACCAACCAGCAGCGAUGAAAUCCACUACUGGGGCGAUCUCCCAGAGCAAGAGUACUACAAACAGCAAGGAAUUCGAGCAGGGCAUUCAUUCUACACCUCACCCAGGGGCCUGAAGCUCUUCACCCGUUCAUGGCUGCCGAACACCUCCAAACCACCUCGCGCCCUGCUCUGUAUGGUCCAUGGAUACGGCAACGACUGCAGCUGGACCUUCCAAUCCACAGCCAUCUUCCUCGCCCAGAACGGCUUCGCCUGCUUCAGCCUCGACAUGGAAGGCCACGGGAGAUCCCAAGGCCUGAAAGCCUACGUCCCCAACAUCGACCUCGUCGUCCAUGACUGCCUCUCCUACUUCAACGCCAUCAAACGAGACCCGCAAUUCACCGGCCUCCCUUCAUUCCUCUACGGCGAAUCCAUGGGCGGAGCGAUGUGCCUCCUCAUCCACUUCCAAAGCCCUACCGCCUUCGACGGCGCGAUCCUCGUCGCCCCGAUGUGCCGAAUCGCGGACGAGAUCAAACCUCGCUGGCCGAUCCCCGAGGUCCUCACCAUCGUCGCCAAAUUCCUCCCGACGCUGGCCAUCGUCCCCACGGGAGACCUACUCCGUGAAUCCGUCAAAGUGAAAGAGAAGCUGAAGGUCGCGGAGAUGAAUCCGAUGAGGUACAGAGGCAAGCCGCGGCUCGGGACAGUGGUGGAGCUGAUUAGGACUACGGACUGUCUGGGAAACAGAUUGCGAGACGUUAGGGUUCCGUUCCUCGUCCUCCACGGAAGCGCGGAUGUGGUCACCGAUCCGAAUGUUAGCCGAGCGUUGUACGAAGAGGCGGCGAGCGAGGACAAGACGAUCAAGAUCUACGACGGGAUGCUGCAUUCGCUGCUGUUCGGCGAGACGGAUGAGAAUAUUGCGAUGAUCCGGCGGGACAUUGUGAAUUGGCUCAGCAAUAGAUGCAGUACAAAGUGAAGACAAACGAUCGAGGCGGGAAAUUUGCUGGAAAUUGCUCCAUUCGGCGGUUCAAUUGUGCUUUGAUUGAGUGCUUUUGAAUCACAUUUAGGAUAAGCGGAUGCAGAUUGUUGAAUGGUCUUGGCCAACGACGCUUUUGAUCUGUGGAUUUGUUCCCUCUUCACUGUUUUCGUGUUCGUUCUUCUCAAUUCUCAUAUUCUGGCAAAAUGGAAAGAGCGAAGAGAUGAAAAAAGAAAGGUCCCACCGAGAUUUGAACUCGGGUUACUGGAUUCAGAGUCCAAUGUCCUGACCACUAGACCAUGGGACCUUAUUGUUCACCUGCUUCUUCUGUAAUGAUACAAUUGUUAAACAUUAGUUUGAUUUACAAAGUUCCAAUACAUGGUCAUGGGUAGC